CGAUUGAAUUGAAAUCUCUUUCACGGGAUAUAGCUCAUGUGAAGGUUUUAAGAGGACUCUAUCUGCAACACUGCAACUCUUUAACUCUGCAUCAGUUCUGAAUUCAUCUCUAUCUGCAAGACUGCAACUCUUUUUAACUCUGCAUCAGUUCUGAAUUCAUUUCAUAUAAAUAGAAUGUGGUUAAUAAGGUUGCUGGUAGUUGUAUCGAUCCAAUUGAAAACAAAUAGGAAUCAUUUCCUCAUUAGAGAGAGAGAGAGAGAUGGAAGGAAUUGAGCACAGAAUGGUGAGUGUGAAUGGAAUAAACAUGCACAUAGCGGAGAAAGGGGAAGGUCCGGUGGUGCUGCUUCUUCAUGGGUUUCCCGAGCUCUGGUACUCAUGGAGGCACCAGAUUUCUGCAUUGGCCUCCCACGGCUACCGAGCUGUGGCUCCUGACCUCCGUGGUUUUGGUGAUACCGAUGCACCGCCUUCUCCCACCAGCUAUACCGCCUUUCACAUUGUUGGCGAUCUUAUUGCCCUCAUCGAUCUCCUCGGCCAAGAUCAGGUGUUUGUGGUGGGACAUGACUGGGGAGCUUGGAUUGCCUGGUAUUUCUGCUUGUUUCGCCCUGACCGAGUUAAGGCUCUCGUCAACCUCAGCGUCGCCUUUUAUCCUCGAAACCCAUUAGCCAAGCCCCUCGAUCAAAUGCGAGCUGCCUUGGGUGAGGAUUACUAUAUCUGCAGAUUCCAGGAACCUGGAGACAUAGAAGAUGUGUUUGCUCGUUUUGGUACUGCAUCAGUACUGAAAAGAUUUCUAACAUCACGCGAACCAGCUCCAUUCUAUCUUCCUAAAAACAAAGAAUUCAGAGAUUCACCAAAUGGUGAAAUUUCCUUACCCUCUUGGUUAUCAGAAGAAGACAUCAAUUACUAUGCCAACAAAUUGGACAUGAAAGGCUUCACUGGAGGAUUGAAUUAUUAUCGAGCAUUGGAUCUAAACUGGGAGCUCAUGGCACCAUGGACUGGUGUACAAGUAAAAGUACCAGUCAAAUUUGUUGUAGGCGACCUCGAUUUGGUAUACAACACCUUAGGUGCAAAGCAGUAUAUACAUGGUGGUGGUUUCAAGAGAGAUGUGCCAUUUCUGCAGGAUGUGGUUGUGAUGGAAGGAGUGGGUCACUUCCUCAACCAGGAAAGGUCUGAUGAAAUAAACACCCAUAUUUUGGACUUCAUUCAGAGAUUUUGAUCAGGCUUUCUUGAGCUCCUUCCUUUGGUGUUCCAUGACCACUAAAAUGUUUUGUGAUGUGCUUAUUUAAUCUACUUAUCAGGUUCUUGCCUAAAAGCAGCACUUUGUUCUGUUUUUGUUUUCGCGUAUUAUGUUUGUAACCGGUUAUGACCAAAGGUGUUACUCCCUCCUGGAAAAUGUAGCAGCCAUAUGAUGGUUGAUCCUGCAUUGGUCUCGUACGGGCUUGGUGGGGGGUUGCUAUUGUCUUGGAUUUCAUCACCUUAGACUGAGACUUGUAGUGGUCGACAUUUGCAAUGGUGCAACUUUGCAAGGGAAAUUGGAAUUAUCCUACACUGAGGGUGAGGUCAUAAUGUAUGCAGUCUUACUCCUGCUUCGUAGCGGGUUGUUUCAAAGCUUUAAUUUGUUACUUGAAAAAGUUAGUAUCAACUGAAACUUGACUUAUGAGCAA
Messenger RNA from Macadamia integrifolia, 1661 nucleotides. RefSeq names its product epoxide hydrolase A-like. The transcript is spliced from 4 exons. The coding region runs from base 260 to 1213 and encodes 317 amino acids. The record is from RefSeq and is a predicted model, not a curated record. NCBI's taxonomy places the organism in Eukaryota, Viridiplantae, Streptophyta, Magnoliopsida, Proteales, Proteaceae. Gene Ontology annotation, molecular function: hydrolase activity.